Messenger RNA from Lasiodiplodia theobromae, 987 nucleotides. Its product is annotated as Methyltransferase type 11. The record is from RefSeq and is a predicted model, not a curated record. The transcript has 8 exons. Gene Ontology annotation, molecular function: methyltransferase activity. The coding region runs from base 1 to 987 and encodes 328 amino acids. Lineage: Eukaryota; Fungi; Ascomycota; Dothideomycetes; Botryosphaeriales; Botryosphaeriaceae.
AUGAGCUAUCCUGCGCAGCCCGAAGUGAUUGAGCUGGAUCCGGAUGCCUUGGACGGCCAAGAGUCGGCUCUGGGUGAAGAUUCAGAGAGCUACACCACGUCACUGAAGUCCAGCAUCCUCCAAUACAAGUACGAAAAUGGCCGCCGGUAUCACGCCGAGAUCAAAGACAAAUCGUACUGGAUGCCCAACGAUGAGAAAGAACUGGACCGCCUCGACCUCUACCAUCACAUCGUUUUGCUUCGCUGCGAUGGCAAGCUUCACCUAGCGCCCAUCGUGGAGAACCCCCAGCGCAUUCUCGACAUUGGUGCUGGCACUGGCAUCUGGGCUAUCGAAAUGGCCGAGGCUUUUCCCAGCGCCGAAAUCAUCGGCAACGAUUUGAGCCCCGUGCAACCGUCUUUCGUGCCGCCGAACGUCAAGUUCGAGAUCGACGACGUGGAAGACGAUUGGCUGUACAGCUCGCCCUUCGACUACAUCCACUGCCGCUUCAUGGCCGGAUCGCUGAAAGACUGGCCUCGCCUGAUGCGCCAAGCAUACCAACACACCAAACCCGGCGGCUGGGUCGAGUUCCAGGACUUCGAAAUGCGCUUCUACACGCAAGGCGGCGAAUUCAAGCCGGGCUCGCCGCUCGACCGGUGGUGCGACGAGCUCAUCGAAGGCAUCACCGGCGCGGGGCUCGACCCGGAGCCCGGCCCGAAGCUGAAGAGGUGGGUCGAGGACGCGGGCUUCACGAACGUCACCCACAAGCUGCUGCCCAUCCCGACCGGCACGUGGCCCAAGGAUAAGGGGUUGAAGGAGAUUGGCGCGUUCGACCUCGUGCAGUUUUUGGAGGGGUUGGAGGCGAUUUCGAUGCGCACGAUGACGCAGUUGAGGGGGUGGACGGCGGAGGAGGUGCAGGUUGCGUUGGCGAAGUUGAGGUUGGAGUUGAAGAAUCCGAGGAUGAGGUUGCAGCAUAAUAUGCAUGUGGUAUACGCUCAGAAGCCGGAGUAA